Malurus melanocephalus (red-backed fairy wren) is the source of this 2711-nucleotide messenger RNA. RefSeq names its product LON peptidase N-terminal domain and RING finger protein 1-like. Bases 207 to 2081 code for a protein of 624 amino acids. NCBI's taxonomy places the organism in Eukaryota, Metazoa, Chordata, Aves, Passeriformes, Maluridae. The record is from RefSeq and is a predicted model, not a curated record. The transcript has 12 exons. Gene Ontology annotation, molecular function: protein binding.
ACAGCCUCGCCACCGGCCCUGCCCGAGGGUCCCUCCGGCGGGACGGGGCGGGCCGGGCCGGGAGCCGCCGCUUCCGCCGGGCCGGCCGGGGAGGGAGCAGCGCGGAGCACGGUCUGAGCGGCGCGGGGAGGAGCGGAGUGGAGCGGAGCGAUGCGCGGGGUGUGUGGGCAUUGCCGGCAUUAGGGACAGCUCCCCGGACUGCUGCCAUGAGCGGACCCUCCUGCCCGAGCUCCUCGCCGCUCGGCGAGAAUCCCUCCGGGCAGCCCCUGUGGCUGGACCUGCUGCGCUGCCCCUGCUGCCGCCUGCUCCUCUGGGAGCCGGUGACCGCGUCCUGCGGUCACUCCUUCUGCAAGCCGUGCCUCGGCGGGGCCGGGCCGUSCCGCUGCCCGCUGUGCCACGAGCGGCUGGAGCUGCCGGGCGUCGGGGCGCCGAGGUGCAGCGUGGUGCUGUGCGGGAUCCUGGAGCGAUGCGUGCAGCGGCAGCGGCGGCUGGCCGGSCUGGCGGAGCGCGUCCGGGAUCGCCUCGCCCGCGGGGACGCGCGGGAGGCGCUGAGGAUGGCGCAGAGAGGGGUCGAGCUGGCCCUGGACUGCAGCUCCCUGCGGCUGUGCCGGGCAGAGGCGCUGGUGGCRCUGGGGCAGUACCCACAGGCUCUGGAGGACCUGGAUGCUGUGUGCAGGGCUGAGCCUGGAGAGCACCAGGCUUUCUUCAGGAAAGGGAAGGUGCUUCUGGAGAUGGGGCAGAGAGCUGAAGCCCUGCUGGCGUUGGAGCACUGCCUGACACUCAGACCCCAUUUCCARCCUGCUCAGAGAGAGAUGGAGAAGAUCAUGGUGGAAGCCGAUGUUCCUCAGCCACACACGGCUGCUGCACACGUGGGUGAUGCUCACCUGAGCUCCACUGGCUCCCAGAUCGAUGGAGGGACCCCAGGGCUCCCAUCUCCCACACAAGCUCAGGAUCAGGAGGGAGAGCUGGCAGAUGGCCGAGGGGAUGCUGGCUCUGAGCACAGCCAGGACACWGCCACCCUUUCCCAGCCAGAGCAACAGCAAGAACCGGAGACUUCAGCAGAGARUGAGGGCCCGUGGCUGUUGGAUAAUGGGGAAGAAACAGCAGCAGAGUGUACCCAGCCAUGGCUUGGGGAGUCCCUGAGCAUAUCUGACUUGGAGUGCUCCCUCUGCAUACGGAUGUUCUUCGAGCCGGUGACCACACCCUGUGGCCACACCUUCUGCAAGGAGUGCCUGGAACGCUGCCUGGACCACCGGCCCAACUGCCCCCUCUGCAAACAGAGCCUGAGAGAGUACCUGAAGGUUGGGAGGUACAGCCCCACGGUGCUGCUGCAGGACAUCAUGCUGGCCACCUUCCCCUCCCAGCUGGCUGAGCGCCGUGAGCUGCACCAGGCAGAGAUGGCAGAGCUCUCCAACCUGACCAAGAACAUCCCCAUCUUCGUGUGCACCAUGUCCUUCCCUGGCAUCCCCUGCCCUCUGCACGUCUUCGAGCCCCGCUACCGCCUGAUGAUCCGGCGGUGCCAGGAGAGCGGCGCCCGGCGCUUCGGCAUGUGCGUCUAUGAGAAUGGCAAAAGCUUUGCUGACUAUGGCUGCAUGCUGGARAUCCGUCAGGUGGAGCUGCUGGCGGACGGGCGCUCCUUGGUGGACACCAUCGGCCGGCAGCGCUUCCGCGUGCUGCGCCGCGGCCACCGGGACGGCUACCACACCGCUGACAUCGAGUACCUGGAGGACAAGAAGGUGUCCGGGGAGGAGCUGCAGGAGCUGCAGUCGCUGCACGAGAGCACGUAUCGCCUGGCGCAGCGCUUCUGCGAGCACGGGGACCUCACCUCCCGCCACAUCCUGCUGCAGCAUGGAGCACUGCCCGACAAGGAGGAGGAUAUCCAGGCUUCAGCAGACGGCCCAACGUGGUGCUGGUGGCUCCUGUCCAUCCUGCCCCUGGAGCCAUCCUACCAGCUGARCCUGCUGUCGUGCACAUCUCUGCGYGCCCGCCUGUCUCAGCUGCAGCGCGUCCUGACCGCCCUGCUGCAGCAGCCCCCGCCGCGGCACCUCCUGCCCGAGCGCAGCCCCCGGGGCCCAGUCUGACCAGCCCUGCCCUCCCMCGGACACAUCUCCACCCUCGGGACUCCCUGAGUGCUGCUCUGCAGUUUGGAGUGUGGUUUGAGUGUCCCUACCUCCCAAAARAGUGACCGCAGUGAUGGUCACCGGCAGCGACACGGUGCCGUCCAUGCCACCCCUGUGAGCUGCUCUGUGCUGUGCUGUGCUGUGCCACCACAGGGGAUACUGAGAGCCAGAGCUGGGUUGUGUCUCCAACCAAAAAUCCCUUUGCUGAGUGCGUUCUGCACUGAGAAGGAUUCUUGGUGAGGAGUGUAGGGAUCACCUUGGUUUUGGCUCUUUCACUUUGAAGGACAAUUGAGGGGUUUUAUAGAUGGUCCUGCCCCAUGCAGCAGAUUUAGAGGAGAGCUGGGGGAAGCAGAGAAGUGCCAAGGGCUUCCCCCAGCCUUGGGAAGGCUCUGCCACUGCUUACAGCUUUGGCUUAGUUUGUAUUUGAAGAAAGGGUUAAAUUAAAUCAUCUGAAACUCAUGGUCCUGCUCCAAACCACCUCCACGGCCUCAUGGGGGUGAGGAUGGUUCUCUCUGAACGCUCUCAGGUCCAGACAUCCCUUCCCACUGCUCUGCUCGGUGCUGUGCUGUGUUUGCUGACCAGACCCAACCC